This is a messenger RNA of Andrographis paniculata, 1281 nucleotides long. Its product is annotated as heat stress transcription factor B-2b-like. Bases 1 to 987 code for a protein of 328 amino acids. Gene Ontology annotation, molecular function: RNA polymerase II cis-regulatory region sequence-specific DNA binding; DNA-binding transcription factor activity. NCBI's taxonomy places the organism in Eukaryota, Viridiplantae, Streptophyta, Magnoliopsida, Lamiales, Acanthaceae. Gene Ontology annotation, biological process: regulation of transcription by RNA polymerase II. The record is from RefSeq and is a predicted model, not a curated record. The transcript has 2 exons. Gene Ontology annotation, cellular component: nucleus.
AUGGAUCGGAGCGGUGGUGGUGAGUCGACGCCUGCUGAAGCGCCGAGAUCUCUACCGACGCCGUUUUUGACCAAAACAUAUCAGCUGGUGGACGACCAGGCUAUAGAUGAUAUAAUUUCGUGGAAUGAAGAUGGAUCUUCCUUCAUCGUGUGGAAUCCGACGGAGUUUGCUAGAGAUUUACUGCCAAAGUAUUUCAAGCAUAAUAAUUUCUCGAGUUUCGUUCGACAGCUCAACACUUACGGAUUUAGGAAGGUCGUACCUGAUCGAUGGGAGUUUUCGAAUGAAUGCUUUCGUAGAGGUGAAAAAAAGCUGUUGUGCGACAUUCAGCGCCGGAAAAUUACGACGCCGGCGCCACCUGUAGCAGUGGCGGUGCAACCACAGGCGACGUCACAUCCGAGUCAGGCUUCGCUACCGAAAACAGUGUCUCCGUCGGAUUCGGGAGAAGAGCAAGUGCUUUCGUCCUCCAAUUCCCCCGCCGAGUUCAGCGGCAGCACGGUGGAGUUGAUCGGAGAAAACGAGAGGCUGAGGAAAGAAAACGUGCAACUCAACAAAGAGCUCUGCCAAAUGAAAAGCUUAUGCGGCAACAUAUACGCUUUAAUGUCGAAUUAUGCAAGCAACAACAAAAGCGCCGCAGCCAACGAUCAUCACUCGCACAGCAGUAAAAUUCAUCCACCGGAGAACGCCGUGAAGCCAUUGGAUCUGCUCCCGAUGACGCGAUGCUCCGAAAAAAUACAAGCCGCAGCAGCGCACGGCGGCGAGGAGAAUAACAUCAGAUCCGCCGCGGAGGAAAUAAAAGCCAGAUUAUUCGGAGUUCCAAUCGGACUGAAGCGCGGGCGCGAAGGCGGAAGUACUUCAGCGGAUCACGGUAUCACCUUACAACCUCCCGGAGCCGACAUCAAAUCCGAGCCGAUGGACGCCGCCGGCGACGAUCAGAUCACCUCGUGGCUAUCGCGAAGGAGCCCGAGAAAUCAGAGGAUCUGCAAUUGAAUUUGACCAAACUACGAUUGGACAGAAUGGACGGUGAGGAUCAUUUUAGGAUAACCACGAUAGACGUGAAAGAGGACGGCACGUGCGAAUUAGAGUCACGUGACUUGAUAACCUCUGCUCCUGGCCAAACGACCAUGUUCCGGAAGGUUCCGCUGAUAUUUAUUCAAAGUAAGUAGCUAAUAUUUAAUUCAUAUUCAUUUCCCCUUCACCCCACCAUUACCCGUAGUACAAUUUUAUUUGCAUAACAUUAGGGAUUGGAAUUCUUCAUUUAAACAUCCCUAGAAUUUCCCAACU